UGCGGCGUCGUUCCACGUCGCCUAACGUUACACUAAACACGCCAUUCAUUCACACUCCACUCCCUGGAAGGCAUAAUUCAGGGAAAACGGAAGUUGCUCCGAUCAACGUCCACCAGUUCAGACUGGCAUUGCUUCAUACGAGCACUUUGGUAGAAAAAAUUUAAAAAAAAGACAUAGUUCAGUUAUUUCACGGUAAUAUUUUAAGCGAGAACCGAUUGAGCACACAGAGCAAGGGAAUGUUUUAUCAUAUAUCUCUGGAACAUGAAAUUUUACUUCAUCCGAGGUACUUUGGCCCCAACCUUCUAAAUAGCGUCAAGCAGAAGCUGUUCACUGAGGUGGAGGGGACUUGCACCGGGAAGUAUGGCUUUGUCAUCGCAGUGACCACCAUCGACAACAUCGGUGCAGGUGUGAUGCAGCCGGGCAGAGGUUUCGUUUUGUAUCCAGUCAAAUACAAGGCCAUCGUGUUCCGGCCGUUUAAAGGGGAAGUGGUGGAUGCGGUCGUGACUCAAGUUAAUAAGGUUGGUUUGUUCACAGAAAUUGGACCCAUGUCUUGUUUCAUCUCCCGUCAUUCCAUCCCCUCAGAAAUGGAGUUUGAUCCCAACUCUAACCCGCCGUGUUAUAAGACAGUGGAUGAGGACAUUGUAAUCCAGCAAGAUGAUGAGAUCAGGCUUAAGAUUGUGGGAACUCGAGUGGACAAAAAUGACAUUUUUGCUAUUGGAUCUCUCAUGGAUGACUAUCUAGGCCUUGUGAGCUGAUCAGCCUUGGAGGAUACAAACGUAAUCUGUUUUGUAUGGAAGUACAUUUACUAGCCUGUCUCAGUGUGGGUUGCACCUCACAGAAUUAUUACAUUUUUUUUAUUUACAUUUUUGUGUUGUUUUUUUUACGUGGGCAAUUCUGGUGACUUGACAUCUAUACCAUGUGAUCGCUGUGAUGACUCACUUAUAGUUUUCAGGUAUGUUUUUCAACUCUGUAUUGUUUGAUUGUUGUGACGUUCAACAUAAUAAAAUGGUCGUGUUAUGUCUGUGCUCCUUAGGUGGCUUUGUAUUAACUUGCUCAUUUUAGACUUGUUUAUUUUUUUAAAACCAAACCACCGCCUGCCACCAGCGGACAUGUGACCAGUCGUGGUUUAACAACAGAUUGUACACAGAAAAAUAAAAUGUUCACAAUCAUGAUUGAUCCUGCAUACGUGUAUGAAUAUAUAUGAUCAAUGUUGUUCUGCCAAAUUGCUAUGAUUAGCUGACAUAACUAGUGCAUGUUCCUGUAAUGACCGUAUAUAACAUGCCUGUCAGAGCUCCCGUUUACUCUAGGAAACUCCAGAAUGCAUAUAAUAGUAGUAUAGAAUAUUUUCUUGCACAUUCCCCCUCCUUUAACGUCGAUUUAAACAAAUUCCUGGCUGU
This is a messenger RNA of Doryrhamphus excisus (bluestripe pipefish), 1397 nucleotides long. RefSeq names its product RNA polymerase II subunit G (gene polr2g). The record is from RefSeq and is a predicted model, not a curated record. Gene Ontology annotation, biological process: nuclear-transcribed mRNA catabolic process; transcription initiation at RNA polymerase II promoter; DNA-templated transcription. Gene Ontology annotation, molecular function: single-stranded DNA binding; single-stranded RNA binding; translation initiation factor binding. Gene Ontology annotation, cellular component: RNA polymerase II, core complex; P-body. Lineage: Eukaryota; Metazoa; Chordata; Actinopteri; Syngnathiformes; Syngnathidae.